AUGACGGUGAACUGUACCCUGAAAAAGAUGAACUAUUUCGAAAAAAAUGUCAACAGUGCUGUAUGCAAUCAGGGAAACUUUAGAGAAGUACUUAGGUUAAUGACGCAAUCAGGUGAUGAGAGACUCAAGCGACAUCUGAUGACUUCAUCUGCCCGGGCAACGUACGUGGGGAAGAAUACUCAAAAUGGCCUUAUUAAUUGCAUUGGUGAUGAAAUUCUUGAAAGUAUUUUACAAAAAGUACGUAGCGCAGAGUAUUUUGCAAUAAUGUUCGAUGAAACAACGGACAUAUCACACAAAUCUCAAUUGAGUCUAGUCUUCAGAUACGUUACAAGUGCAGGGCAGGUCCACGAAAGCUUCGUAGGAUUCAUUGACACAUUUGACGACAUUUUAGAAACAGAGAAAAAACAGAAUGAAGCAGAACAGGAUGAUGAACAGGAAGAAGAACGAAGAGAACCUGCAACUGAAACAAAGUUAACAGGGGAAGCAAUAGGGCUUAUCGUUAUACGCAUGCUGCAGAAGCUACGACUGAACCUUGACAAAUGCAUUGGAAUUGCAACAGAUAACUGCUCUGUAAUGGUUUCAGAGUUGAAGGGUGCGGUGCAAGAGAUACAGAAGUAUGCGAGAAACGCCCUUCGCACUCCCUGCUUCAGUCACAAAUUAAACUUGUCCCUUUCGAAGUCAAAUCAAGUUAUCAGCAUUAGAAAUGCCAUCGGAACGAUGAAGAGCUGUGUGACUUUUUUUGAUGACUCUCCUAAGAGAAAUACGGUUUUGAAAACUAAGCUGGGUCAUCAACUGUCAGGUCUUUGCGAGACAAGGUGGAUUGAGCGCCAUGAUGGUGUUCUACAGUACACAGUGGAUUUGCCUAAAGUUAUCGAGUGUCUGGAUGAAAUCAGCGAAUGGGCCGAUACGUCUUCAUCUAGUAUGGCUGUCCAGCUCCGCGCAGCGUUGACAGACCCCUUUUUCCUUGUGGCUGUUUUCUGUCUUAGUGAUGUUCUCGCGACCACCUUGCCUGUCAGUAAACUGUUACAGAAGUCCUCACUCACUUUGGACGUAGCGACGUCAGAAAUAUCUAACCUUGUGUCGGUUUUGUCUUCGCGCCGUGAGAAUAAUGUUGAGCACUUCAAAGGCAUCUGGAAGAAAAUCGAAGACAUGACCAAAAUUCUUGAUGUCGUCAUUCGAAUUCCAAGAAGAUGUAUCCGUCAAGGAUUCCGAGAUAACUAUUCAACGGACUCACCGCAAGAGUACUUCCGUCUAGCCGUCUUCAAUCCUCUCCUUGACUUCAUUGUGAUGGACCUUAAAGACCGAUUUCCACCCGAAGUAAUACAAGUAUUCAAUUUACCUUGGCUUCUACCAGAGAAUAUGCUAAGUUCUGCGGCUGACUUGGACCUAAAACAAAAAGCCACACAGUUUGUAGACUCAUUUUUUUCAUUGUUGCCUUGCAGUAGUCCUGAAAUGGCAAAACUGUAG
Homalodisca vitripennis (glassy-winged sharpshooter) is the source of this 1467-nucleotide messenger RNA. RefSeq names its product 52 kDa repressor of the inhibitor of the protein kinase-like. The coding region runs from base 1 to 1467 and encodes 488 amino acids. The transcript has a single exon. NCBI's taxonomy places the organism in Eukaryota, Metazoa, Arthropoda, Insecta, Hemiptera, Cicadellidae. The record is from RefSeq and is a predicted model, not a curated record.